This is a messenger RNA of Ostreococcus tauri, 957 nucleotides long. RefSeq names its product Ubiquitinyl hydrolase, UCH37 type. Gene Ontology annotation, cellular component: cytoplasm. Bases 1 to 957 code for a protein of 318 amino acids. Gene Ontology annotation, molecular function: cysteine-type deubiquitinase activity. The record is from RefSeq and is a predicted model, not a curated record. NCBI's taxonomy places the organism in Eukaryota, Viridiplantae, Chlorophyta, Mamiellophyceae, Mamiellales, Bathycoccaceae. The transcript has a single exon. Gene Ontology annotation, biological process: protein deubiquitination; ubiquitin-dependent protein catabolic process.
AUGGAGUGGACUACGAUAGAGAGCGAUCCCGGGGUGUUCACCGAACUCGCGCGUGCCAUCGGCGUGCGCGGUGUAGCCUUUGAGGAGCUCUACACGCUCGAAGCUGACGAACUCAAGAGACUCGAACCAAUUUACGGUUUAAUUUUCCUCUUCAAGUAUCGCGGCGACGACGGCGGCGAGGUGUGCGCGAUCGACGCAGAGGCGGAAUCAAAGGGAGUCUUCUUCGCCCGGCAGAUGAUCCAAAACGCGUGCGCGACGCAGGCGGUGCUGAGUGUCCUGUUGAACGCGGACGACAAGUUGGAGCUCGGCGAGACGCUGAGCGCUUUCAAAGAGUUCACAUCCGAAUUCGACGCGGAGACGAAAGGGCUCGCUAUUUCGAAUUCAGAUGUGAUCCGGGAUGCACACAACUCGUUCGCUCGCCCGGAACCAAUCGUGUUGCAAUCCAGACCCGCGAGGGAAGACGACGACGUUUUUCACUUCGUCGGUUACGUGCCGAAGGGGAAGGUGGUGUAUGAACUCGACGGGCUUCGACAAGGACCGAUCAACCAUGGACAUUUCGGAAAUGAAGAUGAUGAUAAAACUUGGUUGGACGUGGCAGUGCCCGCGAUUCAGAGAAGAAUCGCGGCGUAUUCGACGAAUGAGAUCAAGUUUAAUCUCCUGGCGGUUACAAAGGAUCAACGGAUAUCGCUUCGAGAACGAAUAGCAGAGCUCCAAGGAAUCGGCGACAGUAUUGGCGAUAGUCUCGCGAAAGAAAUUACACAACUUAGCUCAGAACUAGCGUAUUUAGAGUCGAAAGCGGAAGACUGGCGGAAUGAAAACAUUCGUCGGAGAUGGAACUACCUGCCGUUCAUCUUUGGCCUCCUACGAGAGGUAGCCGCCAAGAAGCAGCUCAUGUCGGCGUUCGAGAUCGCGAAAAAAAAUCGCGAGAAAGGUGCGUCUGACGGACAAACUCAUUGA